Molecule: messenger RNA, 276 nt
Organism: Neomonachus schauinslandi (Hawaiian monk seal)
Lineage: Eukaryota; Metazoa; Chordata; Mammalia; Carnivora; Phocidae
Gene: OTOS
Product: otospiralin
Exons: 3
Coding region: 1-276 (91 amino acids)
Biological process (GO): sensory perception of sound
Source: RefSeq, a predicted model, not a curated record
AUGAAGGCCUGCUUGGUGCGAGGGCUGGCCCUCUGCGUCCUGCUGGGACCUCUGGUGGGGGCCAAGCCAGUGCAGGAGGAGGAGGAGGGAGACCCCUAUGCGGAGCUGCCUGCCAUGCCCUACUGGCCUUUCUCCACCUCUGACUUCUGGAACUACGUGCAGUACUUCCAGACCCUGGGGGCCUACCCCCAACUUGAGGAUAUGGCCCGCACCUUCUUCGCUCACUUCCCCCUGGGGACCACGCUGGGCUUCCAUGUCCCCUACCAGCAGGACUGA